Messenger RNA from Salvelinus namaycush (lake trout), 5450 nucleotides. RefSeq names its product kinesin light chain 2-like. Gene Ontology annotation, molecular function: kinesin binding. NCBI's taxonomy places the organism in Eukaryota, Metazoa, Chordata, Actinopteri, Salmoniformes, Salmonidae. Gene Ontology annotation, cellular component: kinesin complex; membrane-bounded organelle; cytoplasm. The record is from RefSeq and is a predicted model, not a curated record. Gene Ontology annotation, biological process: microtubule-based movement. Bases 410 to 2269 code for a protein of 619 amino acids. The transcript is spliced from 15 exons.
GCGACUGUCAUCUUUGGAACACACUUCUCAAACUGUGAGAGAACGUACCAGUCCCAGACUAUCUUUAAAACAACUUCUGAGGAUGGAUAGAACGAUGCCGACUCACAGCAAAUAGUGUUCCUGUAUUUUGAGCGCUGCUCCGGUUCAAGUUACGGAAGACGAUAACAUUGACUAGGCUAAUUCGUGGCAGGCUCGAAUUCAUUAGCUAGCCAGCCAGCAAUGCUAGCAUAAUUGGUUACAAUGUAUUGUUUGGAAUUUGCAAACUUUUAGACCGCAGCGACUUUAUACAACGGGAUUAAAGCCAGUGGUGUUUUGUGGGCUAUUUUUAUAGUGCAGCAGGCCGAGUAACGUGUCAUCAGGAUUUAACCGGCGGGCUGACUGGGGAGAGAGAAGUGUGUGAACUCAGGUUAUGUCCACCAUGGUGUACCCACGCAGCGAUGAGGCCCUGGAGCGCCUGACCCAGGAUGAGAUCGUGCUCAACACAAAGACUGUGAUGCAGGGCUUGGAGACACUCAGAGGGGAGCAUGCCCAGCUCCUCACGUCCCUGCUGGACUGCACCCAGCCACCUGCUGCCCAGGAGAAGUCAGGCCUGCUGCGGAAGAGCCUGGAGGCCAUAGAAUUAGGCCUGGGAGAGGCACAGGUGAUCAUUGCCCUGUCGGGUCACCUGAGUGCUGUGGAGUCAGAGAAACAGAAGCUAAGAGCCCAGGUCAGACGACUGUGUCAGGAGAACCAGUGGUUAAGAGAUGAGCUGGCAGGAACACAGCACAAGCUGCAGCGUAGUGAGCAGAGUGUUGCCCAGCUGGAGGAGGAGAAGAAGCACCUAGAGUUCAUGAACCAGAUCAAGAAGUUUGACGACGACGUGUCACAGUCUGAGGAGAAGGCUGCAGGGGAGACGUCUAAAGACAGCCUGGACGACCUGUUCCCCAACGAUGACGACCAGGGACAGGCCCAGCCCAGCGGAGAGGUGGCGGCCCAGCAGGGUGGCUAUGAGAUCCCAGCCCGCCUGAGGACCCUCCACAACCUGGUGAUCCAGUACGCCUCCCAGGGGAGGUACGAGGUGGCCGUGCCCCUCUGCAAACAGGCCCUGGAGGACCUGGAGAAGACCUCCGGACACGACCACCCUGACGUGGCCACCAUGCUCAACAUCCUGGCCCUGGUCUACAGGGACCAGAACAAGUACAAAGAGGCAGCCCACCUGCUGAACGAUGCCCUGGCCAUCAGAGAGAAGACCCUGGGGAAGGACCACCCUGCGGUAGCCGCCACUCUCAACAACCUGGCUGUGCUCUACGGGAAGAGGGGCAAGUACAAGGAGGCUGAGCCCCUCUGUAAGAGAGCCCUGGAGAUCAGAGAGAAGGUCCUGGGGAAGUACCACCCUGAUGUGGCCAAGCAGCUGAACAACCUGGCCCUGCUGUGUCAGAACCAGGGAAAGUACGAGGAGGUGGAGUAUUAUUACAGACAAGCCCUGGAGAUCUACCAGUCCAAACUGGGGGCUGACGACCCCAACGUAGCCAAGACCAAGAACAACCUGGCUACAUGCUACCUCAAACAGGGGAAGUUCAAGGAUGCUGAGUCCCUGUACAAAGAGAUCCUAACCAGAGCACAUGAGAAGGAGUUUGGAUCAGUCAACAAUGACAACAAGCCAAUCUGGAUGCAUGCGGAGGAGAGAGAGGAGAGCAAGGGGAAGAGGAAGGAAGCUAGUCCCUGUGUAGAGUAUGGGAGCUGGUACAAGGCCUGCAAAGUUGACAGUCCUACUGUCAAUACCACCCUGAAGAGCCUGGGGGCGCUGUACCGCAGGCAGGGUAAAUUACAGGCAGCUGAGACACUGGAGGAGUGUUCUACCAAGACACGCAAGCAGGGUAUAGAUGCCAUUAACCAGAGUAAGGUGGUGGAGCUCCUGAAGGAUGGGGCCCCAGGAGGGGGUGAGCGACGGCAGAGCCGGGAGGGUCUCAACGGGCCCCAGCGGGGGGACUGUGAGGGGGACGACGGAGCAGAGUGGAACGGGGAAGGUAACGGUUCGUUGCGUCGGAGCGGCUCCUUUGGGAAGAUCCGUGAAGCGCUACGUAGGAGCAGUGAGAUGCUGGUGAAGAAACUACAGGGCAGUGGCCCCCAGGAGCCCCGCAACCCAGGUAUGAAGAGAGCCAGCUCCCUCAACUUCCUCAACAAGAGUGCAGAAGACCCCUCACAGGACGCCAACACCGGCCUAUCAGAAUGCAGAGGACUGAGUGCCAGCAAUGUGGACUUGUCAAGACGCAGCUCCCUGAUUGGUUAAACAGAGACAGGAGGCGGGACCAGGAGGAGAAAGGUCCAAUGACGGGACCAGGAGGAGGAAAGCCCAAUGAGGAGAGGCAGUUUGCCGCCCAAAGCGAUCAAAACACACUUCAGAUCCAACACUCACAUUCAAGACAUUUUCUAAAGAAACAAGAAAAAGCAUUGCAAAAAAAAACUGACUUGACGCUUUUAGUGACUCAGACGUCUCUGUGUCUGCGUCACUGUAUACUUCGCUUGCAUCUAUCAAACAAGUAGAGAAAAUCAUAUUUAAACGGCAUGCUGCUUACUAGAAGGUGGAAUGUUUGCACUAGACACUCAUCAUGGUGAGUCUGAGGCAUAGCAUCAUGACAGAAUCCAUAUUGUUAUUGCAGUGUGACAAAUUUGUAUCUUAACCCGCACACUCUCAUGCAGACACUCAACCUUAGGUAGGCUAGUUCUAUUCUGAUUUCUAUCUUAACCCGCACACUCUCAUGCAGACACUCAACCUUAGGUAGGCUAGUUCUAUUCUGAUUUCUAUCUUAACCCGCACACUCUCAUGCAGACACUCAACCUUAGGUAGGCUAGUUCUAUUCUGAUUUCUAUCUUAACCCGCACACUCUCAUGCAGACACUCAACCUUAGGUAGGCUAGUUCUAUUCUGAUUUCUUUCUUAGAGAAGUGUAACCGACGUCAUUGUGCCGCUAACGGUUUAGCUUCCUCCACCGGCCCUGUCUCCAUCCCGGGCUCGAACCAGUGAUCCUCGUGAUCCACGUGACCGCCCUCCAUGACAACGUGUGAACACGAUUGAGCUAUACAAAAGGUACCAAUUGGUUAGCUCCAUCGGCAACAUUUCAAGCUAGCUGCGGAGCAUUAUGGUACAUUCUUAACUCUGUUACAGAAGCAUCACACUCAGCUCACUAGUGGCGUGAUUACUGAAAAUGUUAACAACACAUUCAAUGGAAAUCACAGUGCUAGAGCCAUAUAAAUCAUACGUUUUUAAGACGAGGUAUGACCUACAGCUGUUAGAAACUUCAGCGAGGUAAAAGACAGAUGGUACACAAUCUUUUUGGGAUGUCAAAUAAAUCGGCGUAUUUAAACAUCAUCUGGGAGAAAAAAUUGGCACUGACCAGUUUAACCUCUCCUUUUUGCCGUCUGAAUGGUUAUGUAUAUACAGGUUUAAGUUAUUUUCUAUUUCUUUCUUUGUAUAUAGCGCACAGACAGGUUCUUGUUUAAACUGGUUAGAGGUUAGGAGAACCUCUGAAUUGGAGACAGACGCUGGAAGAGGACAGUCAGAAAAGAAUGGAGAGAGAAACAGGGAAUAUAGACUAUAGAAGAGAGAAACGGGGAGAUUAUCGGCACUUAAUGGGUGUCCUAACUUCUAGUCCAAUUUUCACUUAGUCUCCCACUGACAUGAAGUGAAAAUUUGACAAAAUGGAGGUUAGAAUUUCCCCCUGAAUCUAUAGCCUGAUCUGGUCAGAUAUGUUUGUGCUCUAAUCAACUACUGUUCCGUUCGUUGCCUUGUCAGACAAUUAUGAACGUGACAGAGAAGAGUUGGCUAAAGGUCAAACAUAUCAGAGACCAGGUUCGUAUUCGUUAGGCACUAAACAGAAGAAAACGGACUGAAACAGGGAGGAACUACCUUGAUUUUUACAAUAAGAAACUCGUUUUAAUUUUCUGUUGCAAAAACGUUUCGUACGGUGUGCACUAAUGAAUGGCGAGACCAGGCUAACUUAGUUAAUCUCAGACCUGGGGAAUAUACUGGAAAUGCUGACGUGACAAGCAGUACCAGUGUAUGUCAGUCAGUGUGCAAGUUAGCAAGGCGCGGUACAAAUGCCUGUUUAGCUCCACCACUGAAGGCCCAUUUCUCUUACGUGAUCCGGUGGUGUUGGUUCUGAAAAACACAUUAUUAGCCUGACUGAUGCUGUGGAGGUGAAUGUGCUCCUAUGUUGAGCGUUGGUUUUAGCAAAUGCAUGGUCACAUGUCUACCACAGCACAACGUUUCUCCCCCAGUCAAAUACUAUUAGAUCUCUACAUAGUUGUAAUGCCCUCGUAUUAGUUAAGAUGGUACAAUACAGUGCAUCUGUUUCUGUAAGAGGUAAGCAUUAGGCAUCCCGUAUGUACCGUAUCAUGGUUAUCUGUCCUUGGUUGGCCUUCACUGAAUAAUGAGAGCAUGGUAUGUCCUUAUCUUUUUAUAUAAAACAAUGAUCCUUUAUUAUAACGUGAUGUUGUUUGGAAAGAAUCCGAUUGGUUUACAGAACUUCUCUGAUCUAACCAAUGACAGUCCUUCACCAAAUGUUCUCAUCAUUUAUGUCUUAUUCUUGUGUGUGAUUGGCUCCAACCUCAAGUGACGAUGUGCGGGGUAUUGUUGUUGAACUCUGAAUGAUGAUUUGAAUGUUGGGUUUUACUUUGAUGAGAGGUGGGGAGGGAAGAGGUUGACUGUGUACUGUGUUGGCUCUUUUAAGUGUCUGGUUUGUGAGUUAGGAGUCCCAAGACUGAUAGCAAGAGACUUGGCCAACAGAAUGUAUAUGUCUUUGAGAAGGAGAGUGGUCCUAAUGAGUUUCACCUCCUGAUUGUGUUGCUAGUGCAAUGUAAGGUGGGGAUGGGAUGGAUUAUUGAUUUUUACUGGGGAAACGGAUGGAACGAAAGCUUAAGUAUGUGACAAAUGCAGGCUAGAAGGGCUGAGGAGGAGAACACUGAUGAUGAAUGAUAACGGGGGAAAUAGAAAUAUGAAGUGCUGUUCGCUGAGAAAAGCGAGAGAUUCAGUGAUUGAAAAGAAAGGGAAAACAGAUCAUUGGAGAGAGGAAUAUGGAAAAGUGCUUUAAGUUUCAUUGCAGGAAAUAAUGUACAGAAUUGUCGGUCUCUGUCACACUCAACAUGUGCAAGCACCCAUGUUGUCUAGCUAUGUAAAAGUCUGUUGAAACACUGGACUGUAGUCUGUAGAUCUCUGUAGAUGCAGUAUUUACACACCAACAAAUGUUUCAAAGAACACACCUAAACAGUGCUCCUCCUACAAAUGUAUACCACAUGUUCAUGUAGAAGUAAGAACACCCUCCUCACCAUCUGUCAAUCAGUGUGUCACUAUGGAAACUAGAAUGUAGCCAUGGAGGUAGGAGGGGGGAUCUCAUUGUUAGUGGCCAACAACCUUGUGUAUAUUUUAUUAAAGGUUCAAUAAAGGAAAAACUCCACUUUUCAAACUGAUCCUGA